Molecule: messenger RNA, 2436 nt
Organism: Synchiropus splendidus (mandarinfish)
Lineage: Eukaryota; Metazoa; Chordata; Actinopteri; Syngnathiformes; Callionymidae
Gene: serbp1a
Product: SERPINE1 mRNA binding protein 1a
Exons: 9
Coding region: 118-1299 (393 amino acids)
Cellular component (GO): cytoplasm; nucleus
Molecular function (GO): mRNA 3'-UTR binding
Source: RefSeq, a predicted model, not a curated record
CUACCGCGCCGGAAGAGAAGACGGUCCUUUACCCAGCCAUCUUGUGGCUUCACCUAGCGAAGUGCUCGCGCCAAGCCUCGUAGAAUCGGAGGAAAAUCCUGCUGAAGGGGCGCCAUCAUGCCCGGACAAAUGCAAGAAGGUUUUGGCUGCGCCAUAACCAAUAGAUUCGACCAGUUAUUUGACGAUGAGUCGGAUCCGUUUGAGCUGCUGAAGCAAGCUGAAACGAAGAAGAAGGAGGCUCUGGCUGCUGGUCCCGUCAAGACCGCGGCUCAAACAGCCAAGCCAGCCAAGAAGGAGUCUCAAAAGGACCGGAAGGCUCCACUAGCUGACAAGAAGGAGGAGGCCCAGGCACCUGUUCCUCUCAAGAAAGAUGGACCCGGCAUGAGGAGAAUGGGCCGUAAGCCGGAGGGCGACGGUCCCAGGCCCCAGGGCGGCCAGGGAGAGGGACGACCCCCCACAGACAGACGACCGGCUGACAGGCGGCCACCCCGUCGCUUCGAGAGGCCGGCUGGUGAGGCUGGCGAGAAGCCCGAGGGAGGCGAGUUCUCAGUGGAGAAACCUGUUGGCGACAGGCCAAUGAGAGGACGCGGUGGCGGCAGAGGUGGCCGUGGAGGCCGAGGACGUGGAAUGGGUCGCGGCGAUGGCUUUGAUUCAAGAGGAAAACGUGAAUUUGACCGACACAGUGGCAGUGACCGAUCUAGUAUGAAAGGUGAAGACAAACGUGGUGGAAGUGGAUCGCACAACUGGGGAAACGUCAAGGACGAACUCAAUGAACUUGACACAUCAAAUGUCACUGAAGAAAACCCUGAGGGAGAGGAGCAUCCGCCUGCUGACACUGAGAACAAAAGGGAGAAUGAAGCCGAGGAGAUGAAGGAGGAAGGUCCCAAGGAGAUGAGUCUGGAUGAGUGGAAAGCCAUGCAGGACAAGGAACGGGCCAAAGUGGAGUUCAACAUCCGAAAGGCCAAUGAGGGAGCUGACUGGAACAAAGGAUUCGUGCUGCACAAGUCUAAGGCAGCGGGCAAGGGCGGAGAACUGAUCGAUACGGAGGCUGAUGACUCGAAGCUUGAAGAGGAUCACCACUUCCGAAAACCAGCUAAUGACAUCACAUCCCAGCUGGAGAUCAACUUUGGAGACCUAGGCCGUCCAGGCCGUGGACGUGGUGGACCACGUGGUGGCAGAGGGGGACGAGGACGCGGUGGGCCUGACGCUCCAAGGCCAAUGCGCGGAGGAAGGACUGAUAAGUCAUCUGCGUCUGUGCCUAACGUGGACGACCCCGAGGCCUUCCCAGCCCUGGCUUAAGCCUGGCUGACCCUCAGGCAUACAGGAGCCCCCUGAGCACCUCCACUACGAGGCUUGCAUGUUCCUGGAUCCUUCAGCAAAGUAAAAUGAUGGAGAAGACUGUCAUUAACUGUGGCACUCAAUGCGAGGACUGAGUUUUACCCAAUAAAAACAAAAGGAAGAUGGAAAAAAAAAACAGAAAUUUACCAAAAAAAUAAAAAAAACAUACAGAAAAGGACUUCUUGCUACUGUGGAGCAGUUAUUGGUAGAGGUUUUGUACUUUGAAACGAAGUAGCAGGGGUGUUUUCAUACAGUAUUUUUUUCAGAGGUUAUGCCUUGUCCAUUGAUGCAUUUUUGUAAUUGCUGCUUGACGCAUUUCCAACGUAAGCCAAGUAUCUUUAGUUUGGUGUGUGCCAUGGCUUGCCGGCUUUACUCUUGGCACAGUGGAGCUCCACUGAAGCUCUGACACAGCAGUGAUUUCCAAGUUACUCUUCACUCACUGAGGUUUCUUUCUUUAGCACUGGGAUAUUGUUUUAUAUUUUAUAAGGAGGUCUAUUCUUCUAUAACUUUUGGCCUGUAAAUCUAUUUUCUUAAAUUCUUUCAGAAUGACUGUACUUCAUAUGGUGCACACAGCGCGUCCUUUGAUCUGUGGUCAUGUGAUGCAGCCUGGAUUUGAAUGAAUCAAUGAGGUGGCGACAAAAACUUUUACGAUUCUUUAGUGGAGUCAUGCAUCAGCUCAUGUUACACCUUUGGUCAUGUUUCCUAAAUUGGCCUUGAUGCAGCAACUUGAGACUUGAGUUGUAUUCCGGGUGCUAUUAUCAGCUAAUGUCCUGAGCUCAUAUCAUUCAGAUUAGUUCUGCUUCUAUUUCCAACCAUCAUUUGGAGAGCAUGUGUGCGGCUCCUGAUCUCUCCGACUGUUUACACACUCCACAAACAUCCUCGUGCAGACGUGAACUCGCCAAAGCUUGCGUCUGUUUCUGUGCGGAUCUCUGUGCUGACUUCCCCUGCAGCAUCCAUGGUGACACGCACCACUGCAUAACCGCUCUGAAAGAAAUACAGUUGUUUAUUGUGUGAAGCAACUGAUGUGCUCUGCCAUUGUGUGAAUUCCAGCCCUGCUAUUAGACCUCUGUCGGUAAAUAAAGAUGGUCGAUAAAUGUG